Molecule: messenger RNA, 5212 nt
Organism: Chlamydomonas reinhardtii
Lineage: Eukaryota; Viridiplantae; Chlorophyta; Chlorophyceae; Chlamydomonadales; Chlamydomonadaceae
Exons: 8
Coding region: 130-2613 (827 amino acids)
Molecular function (GO): protein binding
Source: RefSeq, a predicted model, not a curated record
CAUAUUCCAAGCGUAUUGCUGUAGGGCUCUAGGGUUGUAGUUUGCAAGGAGUUUGGGCAGAAGGGAUGGAAGCCCUUUCAUAAUUGUUGAGUUUGCCUUACGCGGUCUAGACGACUAGGCCUGGUGGAAAUGGACCUGCGACAAGCCGUUGGUGGGCAAACAUGGCGCAGAGUGCAGCCGUUGGCCCCGCCCCGCGCGAGGGCGCACGUCCACGGCUUUCCGCACAGUGUUAGCAGCACGCUUCCGACGAGGACCUCGGCACGCAUCGCUGCAACAUGCUCAUCUGCGGCAGUUGGCAGCCUUGUUUCGACCACUACGGCAGCGGAGCAGGCAGCGGCGCUGUUCGAGGACCAUGCCUCGCGGCGGAGCGCGAAGCUCGCUGAGGCGUGUUCCAUCUGCCCAGCGGUGCUGCAGACGCGUCUAUCAAAGGCGCACUCGAGCGCUGUGUCUGCGGCGUUGGUCGUCCAGGACACGCUGGAUGAGAAACUGGUCGUCACUGCUUCGCUGGACAAAGGCGUUGCCGCCUGGCGCUUCUACACGGCCGGCAGCGUUGAUGGCGCGCAGGGCUCGGUCGACGAGUCUAUCGAGGUCACGAGGCUCAAAGUGCCGGGGGCGCCGGUGUUCUCGCUUGCAAAGAUUCCCGAUGUGAAACCUGACGGCACCGUGGCGAAGCGUGUUCCGACCGGAAAGCCAUCGGGCAUCUAUUUGGGCACCGCCGCCAAGGAGGUGCUGACAUGGAUGCUUGGCUCAAAGGACGUCACAGACAAGAUCGUGCUGAGCGGCCAUACCGGCUGGGUGCGCUCGCUUGCUGUUACCGGCAAGUGGUUGUUCAGCUGCGGCUGCAACUUCCUCCGGCUUUGGGACACGACCUUCCGCACACCCAAGGAGAGCGAUAGCGUGCGCCUGUUCACCGGGGACAUACUCGCCAUAGCCGCCAGCCAGGGGCAGGUGUUCACGGCGGGCGCGGACGGCUCGCUGCGCUCCUGGACCAUCAGCCGGAGUGGGGAGCUGGAGGCGGGGCCGGCGGUGGAGAAGGCGCACGAGGGGCGGGUGGUGGCGUGCCUGGUGUCUGAGGGCCGCGUGUACACGACAUCGUACGACGGGUCCAUCAAGGCCUGGUCCGCCUCCGGGCUGCAGCUGCUGGCGGAGGUGCGGGGCGCGCACGGCGGCGAGAAGGUGCUGGCGGCGGCGCUGGGCGUCAACGGAGUGCUGUUCACCGGCGGCGACGACAAGAUGGUGCGGGCUUGGGCGCCCAGCAGUCUGGCGCCGCUGGGGCCGCCCAUGCAGGCGCACGGCGCGUCCGUGCGCGUACUGGCCGCCGGGCGCCGCGGAAUCCUGGUGUCGGGCGACGCCGACGGCGACGUGUGCAUCUGGGGCGUGUGCGACGUGGAGCUGCCGCAGGAGCAGCCCGAGCCUGAAGCGGCGGGCGCGGCGGCGGCGCUGGGCGCGUCGGCGGUGGCGGGCGCGCAUGACGGGCUCGCGAACGGCUGCGCGGUGGGCGUGGCGGUGGCGCCGCCGACGCUGCAGCAGUUGGAGGACAUGUUCGCGGCGCCCGCGCAGUCGGCGCAGGAGCAGCAGCAGCAGUACCUGGAGGUGCCGCAGCAGCUGCUGCAGGAGCAGCAGCAGCAGCAGACGGAGAUGCCGGAGGCGGCCCCGGCCGCACUGGCGGUGUCCGCGGCCAGCGUCGAGCCGUGGGUUGACCUGCCUCAGCCAGCAGCCGCGCCGCCAGCGAUGGCGCCGGCUGUGGACGCGGCGGUUGCGGCGCCCGAGGAGGUGUGGGCCAACGGUCAAGUCAACGGCCACGCUCAGGCACCAGCACAUCUUGACGCCAUUGCUGUUCCGGCGGUGGAACCAGAGCCGGUGCCGGCAGCAGCGGUGGCGGCUGAUGCCCUGAUAAGCCCAGCGCUGGAGGCAGUAGAGGCGGCGCCGCAGGACCUGAACGGCCACGUGAACGGUCAUGUGAAUGGCCAUGCGAACGGCCAUGUCAGCGAGUACGUCAACGGCCACGCGGCGGCCGUUGGUGUAGUUGCGCCGCCGGCGGCGGAUUGCGACUGGACCCGGCUGGACGGCGCCGCCGCCGCUGCUGUCGCUGUCGGCGCCGCGGCGGCACCGGAGCUGCUGCCAGUGGAGGCGCCCCCAGUGGCGCCUGCGGCAGCCGAAGUGGUGGUGGCGGCGCCAGCGCCGGCACUUGUGGUGGCGAUGCUCCCGCAUGUGGAUGUGGAGGACGUGGCGUCAGCCGUGGCAGUGGCCGUGCUCACCAAGGAAGCGGAUGCACGUGCGGCCGCUGCGGCGGCAGCAGCAGCGGCCGCCGCCGCCGCGGAGGCAGAGGCUGAGGCGGCGGCUGUCGCGGCCGCCGCCGCUGCAGCCGUGGCUGCGGAGGCUGAGGUGGCGGAGGCCUCGCUAGCGACCCUGGCGGCGCAAGCCGUGGCGCAGGCGGCGGCGGAGACUUUGCAGACCCUGGCGGCCGCGCCAGUGCAGGAACAGGCGGCGGUGGCGCUUGACACAGCGGCACCCGCUGAGGCGCCGGUGCCUGCGGCGGCGGCGGAGGCGACAAGGCAGCAGGCGGCACCAGCAGUGCAGCAGCCGCUGCAGCAGCCGCAUCCGCAGCAGUAGUCGUCAGCAGCAACCUUGCUCAACCGUGAGAGAACUGCGCGCGUAUUGCGCGCCCACGGGUCCGCAUUUUGCGGGCGCAUGGCUGUCCGUGGGUGGCGCGCUUUCAGGCCGUGCGUGGCCUCAGGAAAGUGCGUUGCUCGGCGGUGCCAGUCGCUGCGCCCGGGUGUGCCCGCCAGCAUGUUUCGAGGAGAGCUCAACACGUUGAAGCGCCAUCGCAAGAUCAUUGGGGGACACCCACGACCAGCAGUACCGGGUUGCGGCCAUCCAAUGAUUGAUGAUGUGCGAUGCAGAUUUUAUCGCGCGAAGCUCAGAAACAGGAGCCCGCUCCAACGAGUGGCCGCACGUGCUGCCUUUAUACUUGCGAGCCAGCUUGCAUCACACAUCGGCGUGUGCGAAGCAGGGCGAUGUUGCUGUUCCUCCGCCUGAGCGGGGGCGUGGGCCGAGCGGAGAGGCGUGGAGCGGCCACGUGCACCAGAGACGUUCGCAAGACACAUAGUUAAUCGUAGCUUCCUUCCCAUCAAUGGCAUUUGUCCAGCAUUGCGUCUACGCACAUACCGUAUACACUUAGGUAGCAAGCCACUUUUGCCUUUGUUGCCUUUCUGAUGUGGGGCAAGCGGACGAGCCAAAAGACGAAAGCCCUGUUGUUUGGUUAUUAGUCGGUCCAAGGGGCCCUCGCCCUUCAGCCGUGUCUGGAAAGCGUUUCUUGGGGCUGGAGGAGCCGACUGAGUUGUGUCUGGACCUUUGUGGCAGAUAAGGCUCUCGGCAACCAAGCCUGCAGUGCAAAUACUUUCGUGCCGGGUCAUCAGUAGUCCUGUGCUCGGCAAGGCUUGUGCAACUAGGAAAUCGAGGUGCGGGCAGCUUGCCGCCUGGUGUCAUCUUGGCGCCGGCAUCUGUGUACGGCCUUUCUGGGCCGGGUUCCAAGGAGUUGGAUGUGGGUGUGGCGACUUUGCAUGGCGCGGAGUAAUGGCCACAGCGAGGCGCGGAAAUGCAUGUGUGUGUGUGUGUGUGUGUGUGUGUGUGUGUGUGUGUGUGUGUGUGUGUGUGUGUGUAUGUGUGUGUGUGUGUGUGUCUCGCGGCUGGGGGACGCGGAUAUGUCGGUGUGCCGCUGAGUGACCGUGGGCGUGUAGUGUGUCAGGUGUAUCAAGUGUGUGCGAGUUUGCUUAGGCAUGGGUACGUAGCAGGGUAGGCCAGCAGCAGAUGAGCAGGAGGUCGCAGUGUGUCAACUUGUCGUGUGGCCGGCAGAGCGCAGCCCGCGCACCCGAAAGUGGGGUCAAAACAAAGGGUCGAUAUAAGCAUGUGUAGCACGGCUAGCCGUCGUGUUGGGAGGCCUUGCGCUCACGGUUUGGCUGCGGGUGCGAUGACCCGAAUGCUAGGGUCGAUGUUGGGCAGCAGCGGCGGUGUUUGUCGCCGUGACUUCGCCCCUGCCGGCUCGCCUGGGGUUCACGCCGUGCAGGCGCUCUGAGAGCAAGCAGAGAGGACCGAUAAACGCGCUAGUGUUUGUUGCUAUGCGCGGGGGCGGCAACAGCGCCCGUAGGCUGAUUGAGGGAGUGUUGAGGGAAUACGGAAGAAGCCAGAUAGCAAGCAGGAUAGGACCGCGACACUCUUUGGAAGGCGAAGUAAGGGCAAAGCCAGAAUCCCGAUGUUACGAGGGUGGGUUGAUGCACGUACACAACAGUCUUGCGUCCAUGUGCAAAGGUUUCAUAAUAUUUUGGUCAUCUGUCGGUCAAAGUUGUGGUGAUGGCGUUUGAUGUAAUUGUUGAUACGGUAUCAAGUUUGGUUGUUGGGUGGUGGUGUUUGCAGAGAGAAAGCGCUGAUGACGAAGAAGCAACAAUCGGUGUGAGCUGGUGUACACUAUAGAUCUGCGAGACGAUCAGGCGAGACUGGCUGGCGCCUGGGCGAGUGAGAAAGCCGCUGACUGCAGAUGCCGGAAAUUGGGAGGCAUACCGCAGGCGUUGCGGAGGCGGGAAGGAACCCACAAGCGUGGGAACGGAAGGCGGGAAGGGCUGUGCUAUGCCAUAUGGAGGUAGCGCAGUGAACAGUCACAGGAAGAAGAAGAAAGUUGGCGUUCCCUGUUUGCUUUCACCGGCUGCUUAUGGUGGCGCGGUGCGGGUUGUGGUCAGGGCACUGGCUGGGAAGGCGCGUACUCAACAUGUCAAAGUUGUUGUCCAGGAACUGGCGGCUGUGGGUGAGUGUGCGCUGCAAAAUUGUGAGGUUUAGGCGCGAUAUCGUACAAUCAUCGUCUACUGAUUCCAACUAUUAUAGCGGCGGAUAAGCAGGACAUCCAAGGUAUUCCAUAAGGUGCGGUGGCAGAAAAGGCUUCCAGUACUGCAAGGCUGUUUCGGCAGCGAGAGGAGAACGGCACAUUGCUGAUGCGGCGAGUGGCGAUUGGGAUCGGGAGCUGUAAGGAGCCCGACAGGCGAACUUGCGGCGUGGGUGGACCCUACGCCCCCAAGGCCCGGACUGCCCAAAGGCUACGGGCCGCCAUAGGGUAGGCAGACUGGCAGACGGAGGGACAAACCAAGUCACCAACGUCAUUCAUUGACAGUUGAAUGGCGGCAGGCGGAGGGAGGCCAUAAGAUAAUGUGAGAUGGGCAAAGUC